Messenger RNA from Symbiodinium necroappetens, 1051 nucleotides. NCBI's taxonomy places the organism in Eukaryota, Dinophyceae, Suessiales, Symbiodiniaceae. The record is from the annotation of a GenBank genome assembly.
AUGGACGCGUCAGGGCCGGUUUUCAUCAAGCUUGGCCAGUGGUUAUCGUCUCGGAGAGAUCUCCUCUCUGCGGAGCUGUGUGACGCAAUGGGGGUGCUUCACGAGCAUGUGAGUGCUCAACCUUCGGAGCAAGAUGCCGCAAUCGUUGAGGCAACGAUGCCAGGAAUUCUGGGAGCUGGUUGCAUUGCCCGGGUUUAUGAGGGAACUCUGCAUGGGCACCCAGUGGCCAUCAAAAUCCGCCGGGACAAUGUGGAGGAGUUCCUACAACUGGACUUUCAAUUCCUCAGGUGUGCUGCUUGUGUUGCAGAAACACUGUGGCCAAGCCUACAGUGGCUGAUGCUGCAGAGUGCGCUGAAAGACUUCAAGCACUACAUGCUGAGCCAGGUCGACUUGCAGCACGAGGCCUCCAACCUCAGACGCUUCGCAGACAAUCUCCAGAACAGCGUUGCCCAGGUGCCCAAGGUUUUCGCUGCAAGCGAGAAGAUCUUGAUUAUGGAACUUGUGGAGGGGCAGUCUUUGUCUCUAUUCCUACAACAUGAAAGGGAUCCGGUGCUCCGCCACAAAGUGUGGUCCAUCCUGUCUGAUCAAGCCGCCAAGAUGGUGUUGGCUGACAACUUCCUGCACGCAGAUUUGCAUCCAGGCAACAUAUUAGUGACCAUGAAGCAUGGCGAACCGAAGCUCACUUUCAUUGAUGCUGGUAUGGCUUUGGAGCUGCCACAGCUCUUGGUCGAUCAGCUUCGCUUGGCUAUGCGUGGUGCGCUCAACCGUGAUGCAGAGGCGCUGGGCCAGGCUUUAGUGGAUCUGCACCGUGCAGAAGGCCUUUGCACGGACACCAGCCCGUCCCUCCCGCACCGCUUGGGGGUGCUCGGACUCUGUUGCGUCUUCACUUGCGACGAGGCCCUCUGGGGUCAGCUCUUUAAAUCUCGGGCAGACUACUUUUCGGCUCGUACUCCGGAGUACUUUCACCGGAUGGCGGCCAUCAUGACCGACCACGAGGUGCGAGUAAGCCCGGUGCUCUGGUCGCUGCUGACCAGUUUCGCACUCGUGGAAG